CGGGUUUUUGCCAUUCAAACUGUAACAGGUCAUAGAAACCCAUUUUUAAAACGCCCGAUACCCAAAGAUAGAUAGCAAAGAGGAAACUGCGGUAAAUUCGGAUCUUUCGAUUGCAUAUCCGGUCCUAAUUCGGUUGCUUCCAUCAAUUGUCAGAUCCUGCCCUGCCCUGUCUGUCUCAACAUAACAUGACAUGACAAUGUUGAAAAGCCUCAUGAGAGCCCCUAAUUUGCUCUAACCCUGCAGGGCAUGCGAAUUGUGGAUUGGCAGGGGCCUGUCCCAGAAAAGGCGCUUAACAUCCAUCUAACAACUAUUCUAGGAGAUGCUUCAUCCAUCCCACGCGUUUCCUACUGCCAGCCUCCUUGAGCUAGAAUAGCUUCUCAUCAUCAAGCGCAUCCGUUGAGCCAUGUGGGAGCUGCACUGCCUGUUACAUCUUAUAGGUUGGUGGAUUACUGGGGUGGUGUUUGGCAGCGGCUCCGUACCUUAGCACGGAGUUGUAGGUGUGGCAUCACUUGUCUGACGCCCCUAAGCUAUGGGUGCGGUUAUGUUCAUCUGCCUUUCUCGGCGUCAAUCAACUGCCGUUACGCAUUCAAAUUUCCAUAUUUGCGGAUCCAAGGAGGUUUCAAUUGGGAUUCUUGUGGAUUAAUGCCUCAAUGCUUCCAAUUUUAUAUCAUGAUUACUUUGAUCUUGAUCGUAUUGUUAAAUCUCGCCAUUCGCGUUAUCCAUCGCCGAGUGUCGGCGUUAUUGGAUCCGUUGGCAUGGAGGGGCAACAGAUCGUCAAAGCUUCCUUUCGUGACAUCAGCAAAACAACUUAACAUGAGGAAGGAAGGGAUUCCCUCUGCCAACAACCCAAACCAAGAAUUUCUUGUCACGCUCCCUCACUGAAUCAUCUGCAACCUCCCUUUUACCGGUAACAAGCCAACGGCGCUAGAAACCGCUCGAAAGGAUCUUGUGGAGGGGAUGCAGUCAUUCAACCAAAAAGCCACGGCGAUUACCCCAAAAUACGGUAUAAACUGCCAAUGCCAUCGUGGCUGGUACUGCAACUGGUGCAUCAAGGCACGAAAUAUGAGAAAACGGUGCUAAGCUGUUAUACAACUGACAGUGGAGAACCACGUCAAUCAAUAUACAAUCAUGGCGUGUACUUCUAAAGGCAUCCUCACUUUUCCCCGCACUCUCAUCAGACAUGGCGCAGGUCCCCCAGAUCAUCUAGCACAGCGCUAUUGGGAAGCAGCUUCGGAUCCGUGAACACACAUGAAGCUCCAAAUGAGGAUCUUCCCCAGACAGAUCUUGGGUAUACACGCAACGCCCACCACUUGAGUCUAUCUUCUCUGGUAUGCGAAGGGACCGCCUCCGGGUCCAAGGUUCAUCCCAGCCGGAUGGAUGGAGGUCUUUUGGGAAGUGCGGGGAAGCUCUAGCUCAGUCCGUUACGCACUGAAGAGACCUUGACUCGAAAUCCCUGCAAUAUUUCUGCUAUACCAACGCUGGACAGUGCUGUGGACUCAUGCGGAUUGGUGGCCGCAACACAUGUCUCUUGCGGGAUGGAGCAGUUCACCCAACCACAGACCAGCUCUUCAGGAUUUCUGGUACAAUUUCCAACAGACCUCGAGGUGAUCGUGUCAAAGGCUGCAUGAUAACGACUUGGUACGACAGUAUAACAGUGUCUAGGCCGUGCCUCGCUUAUAUCAGUAUACUGUAAACCCAUCAGAUAUGGCACGAACAAGGACUGGCAGAACCACAUGCGCAUGUUAUGUAUGCACAACUAAUUGCUCGGCAAGUCAGUUACUCCUCUGCUUCAACGGUCUAGGUUAGUCACCUGAAUUCAGCAUUGUCUAAGCGACUCAUGUAUUUGGUGCAACAUUUCACGAGCAUAUCAAAGACGCUAUUGGUCAGGUUUUACCCCAACCUAUGCCAACGCUUCUCGUUCAGGCUCCGGGUGGCCGGGCGUUGUUGUUUAUGGCAAUUGGCAGUUUGCUAGAACAAGCCUCAGAAACUGCCAUCGCAACCCACCCUGAUACAAGUCUCAGUCACGAUUGCGGAUAGAUGUACCUUGUUUAUCAACGCUACAUUGACUUAGAGCAAUGAGCUUGGGGCAUCUGGAGCCUAACGAUCAAACUCCCUAGCCACUCUCGCACCCUUGUCCACCCCAAGUUCCCUCGCCAAGUGCCAUUUGCUUCUCGAACACGCAACUGGUAGGGGAAUGAUUGGAGGCAGUCUUUGUCCUGUGGCAACACCUCAUCUACCUUCAACUGUUGAAGAUCCACCUUCCACGAUACCUUCGCAGGGGUUGUCAAGAUGUGCUUUGCCCCAUGUCGGUUUUCCUCCCGCUUGUCGGUCCAGAGGGAGAUUGGCUUGCGAGGAUUUUCGUCCUUGAAAGAGCAAUCAGGAUUGCAUAAUCUGUGUAAGUGAAGAUGCUUGUUGUUUCCUCUCACAGCUUAUCCAGCCAACACUAUAGAUGAUGUAAACAAACUUGAAGGCGAAGUUGAUGCUGGUCUGUGUUCUAUAAUCAAGCACAAAGCUGUUAUUCAAAUAUCUUUACCUUCGAUACUGCCUAGAGUAAGGGGAGCCGGGUCUAGCUUGACCAGGUCGUCACAUCUUGAAAGUUGAACCCCAUGUUCCUUAGAUCAUCAUAUCUGGGGCAGGGUCCGUGGGUUCCUGGGUCCUCCGCGUUUUCAAGCCGCGCUUAUCCCUCUAGGCCCCGUCAUCAGGCCCGUGCAGUGCUAAAACGACAUCCACUGCGGCUCCGCAGUUUUAACUUGCAUGAGCCGCAAUUGUUUUCCCCGCAUCGACGUUGCGGCACGCCCCCCGGACCUUGGAGACACCCUGAGAACGGCUGAGCCCCAUCGAGUCCAGCCAUGCGUGUAACUGCAUCCCUUCCUCCUGGCGCUGCCUGUGAUACGGGGCCCCAGACUUGAAAAGUUGUUGGCCUCAUGAGACUUCUCGGAUCUGGAGAAACGGAAGCAUUUCACGGGGUCAUGUUGGAUCGUUCAGCUUCACGCUAUACCUGAUCCAAUAAUGCUACGGUGAGGUGGCGCCCAAGUGCGUGGCUCUGCCUUCUCAUGAGGACAAUCUGGAGUCAUGAUACCCAGAUCUGGGGUAAUCAUGGUCAACAUUCUACUCCAGGCUUUACCAGGUAGGUAUUCUUGGGGUUGUGCGUGCCCCUUUAUUGGCUGAUAUGCCUGCGAUGGCUUCCAUUGCGACGAGCCGUCAGUGUCAACUUGAAGCGUUUGUCCGAGGGAGGGGCUGUGCUCCAUCGACCAGGGAGCUGCUCACAUGAGAGCUGAUUUCGUGCAUGAUUGCUUGUUUCUUUUUCUGCAUCUCUCAUUAUUUCUGUGGUUUUGCAGCUCUUUGAAGUUCCCUCGAACAGCUGGUCAUGAUGAUUUCUCGCCCCAUUCUUGACCAUCCUCGCACAAUGCUCAUUCGAUUUCUUGGAAAACAGCGGUACAAGUCGGAUCCUAUGGAGACUCCAUAUGCACAUCUGCCUCAAACCUCUCUUCUCUGUACAAACACUGACUAAUUUGCAUUUCCUGCUCUCUCCCACGCUUACUAUCGUGUUCAGUGUCUCCCGCGCAGCACUUCGUACGAGCGUAACGACUUCACGAUAUUCAAGAGCAAGUCAGUUGAGUUGCCUCGUAAGGGCUUGCGUAUGGCGGUGCUCUCGCGUUUCUUCGCAAGCUACCCUCGUUCCUGCUAGUUUAAUCAGCUAUGGAAGUACUUGUAGCCAUAAGGUUAAACCUUCGGCUGCUAACCGGCUGGAUAAAUCGGGAACAAGCAGGCUGAUAGAGCUGUUGUAUGCUGUUCAGCUGGCAACAUGGGAGAAUUGAGCUUCGAGGUUGCUGAAAUGACACUUUUGAUACGACAUUCAGGGUCCACAUUAUGCGCAAUACGUGCUACACGUCGAUCGAAGUUCACGCACAAUGAUGAGACGGCGGUAUAGGUUCCAGACGAUGAAAGUUAAAGUUGAAUUCAAUCAACUCUCUGGAUUGGUCAAGAGGUUUAUUUAUGAAAACAGAUGUUCCUCCUUUUCUCGUUGCCCGAGACCAUAAACACCGAAUGUUUCCCAAGCGCUUGCAAAGCUAACAGAUAUUCAGAUGGAUCGAUCGCUCGUUACUUCCUCGACUCGCCUCCUAUCUUGGUGCAGCGCCUAGGCGGCGACCUCGACCGACUGCUCAACACCAUCCGCCUUGCCAGAGUUGACCUUCUUGCCAGUCUUGGCGAUCUUCUGGAGGACGGUAUCGUAGGGGAGGGCGGUGACGACCUUGGCGGUCUGGUUCUCAAGGGACACAUCGUAGCUCUCGACACCUGCGAAGGGAUAUUGUUAGCAGCGGUAAACGGUCGCUUGGCGAAGUGCACAUACCGUCAAGCUUCUUGAGGACUCUGUCGAUGGCACCGGAGCAGCCGCCGCAGCUCAUGGUGAUGUUGAACUCGUAGGUGUGAGUGUCGGCCAUUGUGAAUGUGUUGGUGAUUUGUAAUUUUGAGGUUGAAGAAAAUGGCGGGGUAUCUUGAUAUCAAAUGGAGAUGCGAAAGUUGUCGGAAUUAGAGGUCCGUGCUAAAAGUGGAAAUUGAAUUGUGGGAAGUUGGACAAGAGUCUGAAGGGGAUUGCAAAUAAUUUAUAGUCGUUUUAAGGGGGUAUCUUGAGUUGCAGUUGCUGAGAGAAUUGGCCGCUGACUGUGACGGCGGAAGUGAAUUAUUAAUAGGCGCUUGCAACACUUGUUCUCUGUGCUUGGGCGCCGCGAUAAUUGCGCAAUUCGUUAGAGGGAGGAGCCACAGAUGAAACGUGCUCAAUACAACGGGGAAACUUUUCUGAAACGCUUCUGACGGGUAAUUAUUCCGAAUCUUGGCCUUUUUGCUUCUGAAUCACCGUUUCGCAAUUCUUUUCUAUGUCACAGUUUAUGCCUUUUAUCUCGCUGUUGCUUCAGCUGUUUUUUUGAUGAGUAACUUGCUCAGGUGCUGAAGGGUCCGUGUAAGUGAGAGUCUAAAAUUAGGUGCUAGUUAUUUACAGUCAAAGAUCGACUCUCGUCAUCUUGGGCUACUGUGACAUAAGCCGUAGAUCAAUUAUAGAGUAAUAGAAGCAGCUACACUAGAAUCACAGACUCCGUCAAUUACGCCAUG
Messenger RNA from Fusarium odoratissimum NRRL 54006, 5106 nucleotides. RefSeq lists its product as uncharacterized. The record is from RefSeq and is a predicted model, not a curated record. The coding region runs from base 4007 to 4366 and encodes 119 amino acids. The transcript has 2 exons. NCBI's taxonomy places the organism in Eukaryota, Fungi, Ascomycota, Sordariomycetes, Hypocreales, Nectriaceae.